ACAGUGAUUGGCUGUCAAGCUGCCUGAAAGUAGUUUAGUGUUAUGGGUGUUCGGAGUGCGGGGAUAGUCGUUUGGUUAUGAUGAAUUGACAAAAAACUGGUUUUAUUACGCCAAUUAUUACUGUUUAUAUCAGUAGAAUACGUUAUUUCUUUCUAACAUGGCUGAAAAAUUUGACAAUCUCGAAGAACAUCUUGAGAAGUUUAUUGAAAACAUUCGACAGCUGGGAAUUAUCGUUAGCGACUUCCAACCGAGCAGCCAGACAGGACUCAACCAAAAAUUAAACUUCAUGAUAACUGGAUUGCAGGAUAUUGAGAAGUGUCGACAGCAGCUCCACGAGAUCAACGUUCCUCUUGAGGCUUUUGAAUACAUAGAUCAAGGUCGUAACCCUCAACUGUACACUAAGGAGUGUCUGGAAAGGGCUUUGGCGAAAAAUGAGCAGGUGAAAGGAAAGAUUGACACCAUGACGAAAUUCAAGAGCCUUCUGAUCUCCGAGCUGGGAAAAGUAUUUCCAGAAGAGAUGGCCAAGUAUAAAGCCAUACAUGGUGACAACCCUCCCUCUUAGUGACCCCCAUACUGUGAACUUUGACCCUGGACCUUGUCCCCUUGCUCAGAGCCAGAGUGGACUUUUACGAAGCGAGAUUGAUAUGUUUGCCUGGAUAAAAUGAGAAUUGCUCUGUCACUGAUGGAUUAGUUAGGAUGCGGUCACAAUGCGCUACAGCUAACGGCCAAUAUGGAGUCAAAUUAAACUUGUGUGUUGGUUUUGGUCUGAAAGAUAAGCCAUGAAACUCUGCAGUUGAUGACAGCUCUAUUUGUUACAGCAUGCAAAUUAUGGUAUUGGAAAGUUUCCCCAAAUCAAUCGUUUUUUUGUUGAUGUUUUACAGCCAUGGUUACGGGAUUGUAUCUGAUGUUUUUUUAUUUUUAAAUAAAUGAAUAGAAUGGUAUUUUGGCUGACUAAUAUUGCUUAAUGAAAUAUGACCCAACUGAUGUAAAUAUGUUUAUACCCACAGUUCCUAAAAUAAAUAAUUCUCCAACUCAC
Messenger RNA from Hypomesus transpacificus, 1036 nucleotides. It is a transcript of the gene med10, whose product is annotated as mediator complex subunit 10. Bases 158 to 562 code for a protein of 134 amino acids. The record is from RefSeq and is a predicted model, not a curated record. Gene Ontology annotation, cellular component: chromatin; mediator complex. Gene Ontology annotation, biological process: positive regulation of transcription by RNA polymerase II. The transcript has 4 exons. NCBI's taxonomy places the organism in Eukaryota, Metazoa, Chordata, Actinopteri, Osmeriformes, Osmeridae. Gene Ontology annotation, molecular function: transcription coregulator activity.